Molecule: messenger RNA, 907 nt
Organism: Dreissena polymorpha
Lineage: Eukaryota; Metazoa; Mollusca; Bivalvia; Myida; Dreissenidae
Product: rRNA methyltransferase 2, mitochondrial-like
Exons: 2
Coding region: 42-767 (241 amino acids)
Biological process (GO): RNA methylation
Cellular component (GO): mitochondrion
Molecular function (GO): rRNA (uridine-2'-O-ribose)-methyltransferase activity
Source: RefSeq, a predicted model, not a curated record
AACUAAAAAAAAUACUAGCUUUGAAAGAAAGAUAAACAAAGAUGGCGAUUACUUGGAGUGUCACCACACAGUUUCGAACCCUGACGGUCAGAUAUUUUUCCCGCUCCAGCGCUCUCGGCAAAGCGAGCAAAGGUCAAUCAUCGAACUGGUGGAUUAAUCGUCAACUGAAUGAUCCCUACGUUAAACAAGCCCAGGAGGAAGGCUGGCGGUGUCGAAGUGCCUUUAAACUCAUUGAAAUCAACAAACGCUUUGAACUAAUAAAACCCGGCUCCGUUGUUAUUGACUGCGGGGCCUCACCGGGUUCCUGGUCGCAAGUUGCAGCGAAGUUGAGCAAAUCUGACACGCGUGAGGGAACUGUUAUCGGCAUCGACCUGCAGCAAAUAGUUCCUAUCGAAGGCGUUGUGACGCUGGCAGGCCAUGACUUUACCACUUCAACUACACAGCAACGAAUAAUUAACAUUCUUAACGACAGAUUAGCCGACGUCAUCCUCAGCGAUAUGGCGCCCUCAGCCUCCGGUACCGCGGCACUUGACCACGACCGGAUCUGUCAGCUGUCUGUCGCCGUGUUGAAGUUUUCUUCAGCGAUAUUAACAAAAGGUGGCCACGUGCUGUGUAAAAUAUGGGACGGGGCUGAACGAGAUAAAGUUACGUCUAUCAUGAAAAGGAUGUUCCGCUCGGUAAAAAUUGUUAAGCCGGACGCUUGCCGCUCGGAAUCGGCAGAGAUUUAUUUGUUGGGGAUGGAUUUUUUUCUAGAUAGACACACAUAAAUAUUAAUGACAAUAACCCGUGUUUUUGUUGUUUGAAAUUCGCUAAUAUGAUGUAAAUGCGUGUUUGAUUUGUUUUUAGACUUUAUAUCGACAAUGUCUAAUCGCCCGAGCCCGACUUGCACAGUAAAUAUAGAACUUGA